Molecule: messenger RNA, 14101 nt
Organism: Pipistrellus kuhlii (Kuhl's pipistrelle)
Lineage: Eukaryota; Metazoa; Chordata; Mammalia; Chiroptera; Vespertilionidae
Gene: HIPK2
Product: homeodomain interacting protein kinase 2
Exons: 15
Coding region: 401-4126 (1241 amino acids)
Biological process (GO): positive regulation of transcription by RNA polymerase II; smoothened signaling pathway; peptidyl-threonine phosphorylation
Cellular component (GO): PML body; nucleus; cytoplasm
Molecular function (GO): transcription corepressor activity; protein tyrosine kinase activity; protein serine/threonine kinase activity
Source: RefSeq, a predicted model, not a curated record
UCCGCCUCCCGUGCAACUUUUGCCGAAGCCCCCACACACAGCCAUGCUGAGCUGAGCUCCGGCCGGGGACUGGCCGCGCGCUGCCCGCCCCGGCUCCCGCCCCACCGCGGACCCGCUCGGGGGCCGCGGCCGCUCGGCCCCUCGGCCUCCGCCGCUGCGCCCCCCCGGCCGCCCCGGAGGAGCCCCGCGCAGGGCCCGGGCCGCGGCGGCGGCGGCGGCGCCCGGCUCGCACCCCCGGCGCCUGCCCAGGGAGGCGGUGAUGCGGGCGCCGGCGGCCCCGGCUGCGCCGAGAGCGGAGACACAGGCUCAAGAUGGCAGAUUCCGACUGAGGCUGGGGGGGCCGAGCUCGCGCGCCGCGAUCCCUUCUCCGUUGCCAUGAAUCGCGGACACCCCGGCCCCGAUGGCCCCCGUGUACGAAGGUAUGGCCUCACAUGUGCAAGUUUUCUCCCCUCACACCCUUCAAUCAAGUGCCUUCUGUAGUGUGAAGAAAUUGAAAGUAGAGCCGAGUUCCAACUGGGACAUGACUGGGUACGGCUCCCACAGCAAAGUGUAUAGCCAGAGCAAGAACGUGCCACCUUCUCAGCCAGCCACCACAACCGUCAGCACCUCCUUGCCCAUCCCAAACCCGAGCCUACCUUACGAGCAGACCAUCAUCUUCCCAGGAAGCACCGGGCACAUAGUGGUCACAUCAGCAAGCAGCACUUCUGUCACCGGGCAAGUCCUCGGCGGACCACAUAACCUAAUGCGUCGAAGCACUGUGAGCCUCCUUGACACCUACCAAAAAUGUGGACUCAAGCGUAAGAGCGAGGAGAUUGAGAACACAAGCAGCGUGCAGAUCAUCGAAGAGCACCCACCCAUGAUUCAGAACAAUGCAAGCGGGGCCACGGUAGCCACUGCCACCACGUCGACUGCCACCUCCAAAAACAGUGGCUCCAACAGCGAAGGCGAUUACCAGCUGGUCCAGCAUGAGGUGCUGUGCUCCAUGACCAACACAUACGAGGUUUUGGAGUUCCUGGGCCGAGGGACAUUCGGGCAAGUGGUCAAGUGCUGGAAGAGGGGCACCAAUGAAAUCGUGGCCAUCAAGAUCCUGAAGAACCACCCGUCCUACGCCCGGCAAGGCCAGAUCGAGGUGAGCAUCCUGGCCCGCCUGAGCACCGAGAGCGCCGACGACUACAACUUUGUCCGGGCCUAUGAGUGCUUCCAGCACAAGAACCACACGUGCUUGGUCUUUGAGAUGCUGGAGCAGAACCUCUAUGACUUCCUGAAGCAGAACAAGUUUAGUCCCUUGCCCCUCAAGUACAUCCGCCCGGUCCUCCAGCAGGUAGCCACGGCCCUGAUGAAACUAAAGAGCCUGGGCCUCAUCCACGCCGACCUCAAACCGGAAAACAUCAUGCUGGUGGAUCCGUCCAGACAACCGUACCGGGUGAAGGUCAUCGACUUUGGGUCGGCCAGUCACGUGUCCAAGGCCGUGUGUUCCACGUACUUGCAGUCCAGAUACUACAGGGCCCCUGAGAUCAUCCUCGGCUUACCGUUCUGUGAGGCGAUCGACAUGUGGUCCCUGGGCUGCGUCAUCGCCGAGCUGUUCCUGGGCUGGCCGCUCUACCCAGGCGCCUCCGAGUACGACCAGAUUCGGUAUAUUUCACAAACACAGGGUUUGCCAGCUGAAUAUUUAUUAAGCGCGGGGACAAAGACAACGAGGUUUUUCAACCGUGACACGGACUCGCCGUAUCCUUUGUGGAGGCUGAAGACACCAGAUGACCAUGAAGCAGAGACGGGGAUUAAGUCAAAAGAAGCAAGAAAGUACAUUUUCAACUGUUUAGAUGACAUGGCCCAGGUGAACAUGACCACAGACUUGGAAGGGAGUGACAUGUUGGUGGAAAAGGCAGACCGGCGGGAGUUCAUCGACCUGUUGAAGAAGAUGCUGACCAUCGAUGCUGAUAAGAGAAUCACUCCGAUCGAAACCCUGAACCACCCCUUUGUCACCAUGACACACCUACUCGACUUUCCCCACAGCACACACGUCAAAUCAUGUUUCCAGAACAUGGAGAUUUGCAAGCGUCGGGUGAAUAUGUAUGACACCGUGAACCAGAGCAAAACCCCAUUCAUCACACACGUGGCCCCCAGCACAUCCACCAACCUGACCAUGACCUUCAACAACCAGCUGAACACUGUCCACAACCAGGCUCCCACCUCCACCAGUGCCACUAUUUCCUUAGCCAACCCCGAGGUCUCCAUACUAAACUACCAAUCUGCACUCUACCAGCCCUCAGCGGCCUCCAUGGCGGCGGUGGCCCAGCGGAGCAUGCCCCUGCAGACGGGAACAGCCCAGAUCUGCGCCCGGCCGGACCCCUUCCAGCAAGCCCUCAUCGUGUGUCCUCCCGGCUUCCAAGGGCUGCAGGCCUCUCCCUCGAAGCAUGCUGGCUAUUCCGUGCGCAUGGAGAAUGCUGUUCCCAUCGUCACUCAAGCCCCAGGAGCUCAGCCUCUUCAGAUCCAGCCAGGCCUGCUUGCCCAGCAGGCCUGGCCAAGUGGGACCCAGCAGAUCUUGCUUCCCCCGGCAUGGCAGCAGCUGACCGGAGUGGCCACCCACACAUCAGUGCAGCAUGCGACUGUGAUUCCUGAGACCAUGGCAGGCACCCAGCAGCUGGCCGACUGGAGGAACACGCACGCUCACGGCAGCCAUUACAAUCCCAUCAUGCAGCAGCCGGCGCUCUUGACUGGUCAUGUGACCCUCCCAGCAGCCCAGCCCUUAAACGUGGGCGUGGCCCACGUGAUGCGACAGCAGCCAACCAGCACCACCUCCUCCCGGAAGAGCAAGCAGCAUCAGUCCUCUGCCAGAAACGUCUCCACCUGUGAGGUGUCCUCCUCUCAGGCCCUCAGCUCCCCUCAGCGGUCCAAGCGCGUCAAGGAGAACACGCCGCCCCGCUGCGCCCUGGUGCACGGCAGCCCGGCCUGCAGCUCCUCCGUCACAUGCGGCUGGGGCGACGGCGCCUCCAGCACCACCAGGGAGAGGCAGCGGCAGACCAUUGUCAUUCCAGACACCCCCAGCCCCACGGUCAGCGUCAUCACCAUCAGCAGCGACACGGACGAGGAGGAGGAGCAGAAGCACGCUCCCACCAGCACCGUCUCCAAGCAGAGGAAGAACGUCAUCAGCUGCGUCACGGUCCACGACUCUCCGUACUCCGACUCCUCCAGCAACACCAGCCCCUACUCCGUGCAGCACCGCCCCGGGCACACCACCACCGCCUUCGACACCAAGGGGGCCCUGGAGAGCCACUGCGCCGGCAACCCCCGCACCAUCAUCGUGCCCCCCCUGAAGACCCAGGCCAGCGACGUGCUGGUGGAGUGUGACGGCCUGGUGCCAGUCAACACCAGUCACCACUCGUCCUCCUACAAGUCCAAGUCCUCCAGCAACGUGACCUCCACCAGCGGCCACUCGUCAGGGAGCUCGUCGGGAGCCGUCGCCUUCCGGCAGCAGCGGCCGGGGCCCCACUUCCAGCAGCAGCAGCCGCUCAACCUCAGCCAGCCCCCAGUGCAGCCCUCUCCUGGUGCUUCUCCUUGUCCAGGCUCAGCAGCACAUCACUGCAGACCGCACCGGGAGCCACCGACGGCAGCAGGCCUACAUCACCCCCACGAUGGCCCAGGCUCCGUACUCCUUCCCUCACAACAGCCCCAGCCACGGCACUGUGCACCCCCACCUGGCCGCCGCCGCCGCCGCCCACCUCCCCACCCAGCCCCACCUCUACACCUACACGGCGCCCGCCGCCCUGGGCUCCACCGGCACCGUGGCCCACCUGGUGGCCUCCCAGGGCUCGGCGCGCCACACCGUGCAGCACACUGCCUACCCGGCCAGCAUCGUCCACCAGGUCCCCGUGAGCAUGGGCCCCCGGGUGCUGCCCUCGCCCACCAUCCACCCGAGCCAGUAUCCGGCCCAGUUUGCCCACCAGACCUACAUCAGCGCCUCUCCGGCCUCCACCGUCUACACUGGAUACCCACUGAGCCCCGCCAAGGUCAACCAGUACCCGUACAUAUAGACACUGGAGGGGCACGCGGGCGGGCGGCGGGCGUCUGCACUGAGGACGCCGCACGGCAGCAGAGCGAGGCCCGGUGGGCGGGCGGGCACUGGUGACACUUGAACUAGGAAAUGUGAGGACUGAGCCGAGAAGAGAGCAUUUUUAAAAAGAAGGGAUUCGGGAGGGGAUCUAUGCUUUUUAUUUUAAAAAGAAAAAGGAAAAAAAAGAAAGCGUCGGUAACAAAAACACAGCUCACGUACCCAUUCUGCACCAAACUGGAAAGGAGAAGAGAGAGCGACGGAAGAUUCCAGAAGAGGGGCCAGUUUCUGAAGAACUUUAUCUAUGAACUUUUCAAAGGUCAUCUUCAUGUGGCAGCAAGUGACAUUUAAGAAUUUGCUGUCAGGGGACACCCGAUAUGGAAAUCCAAUAGAUUUUUCAUGGUUGAACAUGAGCAUUAGGGAUUUUUCCAGAACCCUAAAGGAUCAACAGCCCUGGAGGUCAGGCCUCGGCCUGCGAGGCUGAUGUUGGGCUGUUCUGGCUCCUUGGGAGGGGUUGGGGGGGGAGUGGUUCGCAGGAAGCCCUCCCCGAGGGCACGGCUCCUCUGAGCGCUCUGGAUAAAUCCCUAAGAAAGUGACUCCUCAAAUGUCAUUAAUACUGUGUGUCGCAAACUUUAGUUUUUUUCUUCUUUCUGAAGAUUUCUUUCCUCCUCGAAUCGAUCCCUAGCCGGUAGCAGGGCUGGCGGGCGUUGCCGACACCCGGUGGAAUGUAGCACUCUGCACCCUCUGCUUUGUGGUGACUCCGGUGAUCCCAGUAGACUGUCCUCAGUGUGACGCGCACAGUGACGGACGCAGGCGCGGCCAGUGCGGGGCCCGGGGCGGCCGCGGCUCUGUCCUGGCUUGACACCAUUCCCUCCUAGUGCCUUACGGAACCAGAGCGGGAGGGUCUCCUUCCUCGGUACUCCAAGACGCUGACGGGCAGUCAGAGCAUCUCGGCACUUUUGUGCUGUCGAAACAUUUUACUCUGGUCUUUCCUCUCUUUGUUUUUAAAUGUUAAUUUAAUCUAAUGUCAGUGCCCAUUGUCUGUCGAGGGCUGUCUGCUGGCGGAGGGGUGGCAGGGGGCUGGCAGGGCCCGGAGAGCCCCCGGAUGUUGAGAGGUGGGGUGGGUGGGGGGGUUGGGCCCGGUGGGCGUGAUGGUUUUAGAUGACUGUUUCUGGACAGAGCAGUUCUACCUGCACGGCUGCUCGCCCUUUGUGGGGCCAGAGGUCCCUCUGCGCUGGCCUUGCAAGUGGCUGCCUCCUUCCUGGUGAGGAGAGGAUAGGAGAGGAGGCCGCCAGCCGCCUGCCACCUCCUGGCCGGCACACUCCGUCCGCCCCUGCGGGCUGGAGGGCUGGGCUGGGGAUCAGGCCGCCGCGCCCCCUCCUCCCCCCAGCCUCGCUGUCGCUCACCCUCUCCUCUGGCUCCCCGGCUGCCGCCCUCUCUGCAGACUACACCAGCCUGUGCUCCCUGCGGCUCUUCCUCCUCAUCUGGGCCUGCCCACGGCGCCACUUGGUUUUGGUUUCUGAGGGUCUGGAGGGCAGAAGGCAGGGGGACAUCCAUGGGGGUGACCAGGAGGCCCUCUGCCACCCCUUGGAGGCCCCUCCCGCCGCCAGUAAGGUUUCCAAAGAAAUUGCCCUUUGCCCUCUUUGCACCUUUGACACAUUCUGGACGUUUCUCAGGCUUGAACUGCUGGAGGCAGGUGGGGGUCUUAGGAGACUAUGUGGUCAGAGGGGGGCCCUAAAGGCGGGCUCUCCACACCGAGUCCCCACGCGGUGGCAUUCCCAAGGUGCAGAGAGGCCGCUCCUGUCCUCGCCCCCCUCCCGCCUCCCUCCAGGCUCCCUAACGAUCUGCCUGCCUGCCUGCCUGCCUGCCUGCCUGCCGGGAAAGGUGUUUUAUAGUCACAUCCGACCUAAUUCAGUGAGGAAGCCAAACCUUUACCUUAGCUCUUAGCUGUGAAAUGUGAACUGACUCUGGAAAUUUCCCCUCCCGACCACAAGUCCUGCUUCCCUUACAGAGGUCCCCUCAGCCCAGGCCUCAGGCCGGGAGGAAGGGACGCCAGACAGCCCCAGGGGCCCAGCGGGCCGGACGCUCUGUCCGUGGUCUGUCCGAUGUGGGGAGGGCGUCCUGAGACGACAGGAGACGGCCAGUCUGGGGGGGGGGGGGGGGGGUUGGAGGGUGACGUUGGAGGCCGUGCUGGCCUGAACGGAUGGCAGCAGCUCCCCACCAGCUCCUGAGCCCAGUCACCUCGGGGCUGCACGUGAGCCUCCGUCGGCCUCACUGGGGCAUCCCCCGCCCUCGCGCAGCCUGACCCCCACAGAAAAGACAACCAGCCUUCCGUCUCGAAGCAGAUGACUCUGUCUACCACGUCGACUUUCACCUGACACUUCUCUCCUUUUCUUCCAGACCGGGAAGGAAAGGUCCAUGCUGCUCCUAGGAUGAUAUUAUUGUACUAAUUAUUGUAAUUAUUAUCAUUAUUAUCGUGUGUGGAUAUUUUAGUUGGGGUUUGAAAUGCACACUUAUUCCAUGUAUCUUUGUGUUUUCUCUUUAAUAUUUAAACUUAUUUUAUUAUAUCUGUGAGUACACGAGUAGACAGGAAGGACAUGCAGAUGUCCGGUUUUGCCAGACAGAAGCUAUUAGGUGAAGUGUUUGUCAUCUCUCCCACAAAGAGCUGCGGGACAGACCCCGCAGAACAGAGUGAAGAACGGAGGCCUUGGCCCCUGCGCAGCCCGGCCCGGGCGUUGGCCACGCCGGCCGCGGUGCUGAGCCUGAGUGUGGGCCCCGCCUGCCCUGCCCUUGAACCCUGCUGCCCGGAUCCGGGGCCUGCCCACGCCUGCCCCGCACCUGCCCAGCCAAAAGAGCCCCCUGCCCGCAGCUGGUGCAGCCCCCCUAGGUCCCCCCCUCUCCCGUCCGUGCACCAGGAGGGUGGCUCACUCAGCCCAGAGGCCAUGGUCCCUCCCGGAAGCCCAGGUAAUGCUGCCGGGCAGGCAAUGCCGCCUCCCCCACCCACCUCCCACCACACCGCCCACUUCCCCAGCCUGGCCCCUGCCCCCAGGACAUCUCCGUUGGCAAUCCUAGGGACAAACUAGCGAGCCAAAAAGGUGGAGGGAUGCUAGGAGGCGGGUGGACACGGACGCCCAGCAGCUGCGCAGACACAUGGGCCCACAGUGCCCUGCGUUUUCCAUCAGCAAGGGGAGCCUGCGCUGCCCACAAAGCCAGCAACGCCAGCCCCGGUUGAAGAAAGGGUUGAAAUGCCAGCUUCCCUGAAGGAAACGGGGGAGCCGCUGGGAGAUGGGCAGGACCCAGUCCCACAGAUGGUCCCCUAGUCCCCGCCCACCUCUCUGUUCCCUGGCACUUGCCCGCAUCUCCCAUCCCGUCCUCCACCUGAGUCACCCUAGCAAAUUGGAUGAGCAGAAGGCUGCCCACCCCUAGGACCAGGCUCUCAAGUAGAGGGGCGUCGACCCAGCCCUGUGUAGACCUCAGGUACCAUAACCUAGAGCAUCCUCUGUCCAGUAAUUGGCUGCUUCCUUCUCUGCUGAGGAAGCAUGGUAAGAGUGAGAGGAGGAGACAUUCAAGAGGACAGGCGGGUGAGGCUGUGCCGUGGGCACCCGGAGCCGCAGGUCCACCCGCUCCUGCGCCGGGUCCUCGCCCGCCCUCCGGGGGGUUCGCACCCGUGUCUCUGCGCUCAGGGCCUCUUCCGUGACGAUCGGGCUGUUUCCAAGGGAAGGGGUGAGCAGGCCGAUGGGCGGGAGAGUCUGAGGCUUGAUGCCAAUUACUUUUGUGAAAGAGCAUGGGUUGGUGGAUUCAGAGGGGAAAGGAGGGUGGGGGCAAGCCGGUGGUUGUCUCCCAGAUCGGAUUUGCAUCCGGGCCUUACGGGCCCCGAGUGGCUUGCAGGCCCUGGGAGCCGGCCCGCAGUCCCCGUCCCCCUGGGAGACAACCACCCGGACACCAGGCCGCUGGGCGUGGGGAGGGGAGGCGAGGGCGGCGCGGCUGCCAGCGGCUGCUUCCCCGCGACCAGGCCUGUAGAAUUGCAGACCCUCGUUUUUGAACAAGCUUGUGGCGGAGGACUGGGGGGUGAGAGUGAGUGAGUGGGUGAGUGAGUGGAGCAGACUUUCUUGGAAAACGGAGGAAGGAGACGAGGAGGCUUGAGGAGCUGAUCCCGAUGGGCUGUGGGGGGUGGAACGCGGUGUCCGCGGGCUGGCCCAGCUCCCAUCCGGACUGGGGCUGGGGUUGGGGGUCGGACAGGAUGUGGGAGUGUGGGACAGGAAACAGGAGAACAUAACCAGGUAGCAGAGGAAAGUCAGCCUUGAGCAGCAGAGAAAACCCAGCAGAGAGGCAACCUCACUGCGCCAGCAUGACAGCUUUGCCACAAGGCAUUCCAGCCUGGGGACUCGGCGUGCUUCUCGGCCUCCCCGUCCGCCUUUUCUUUCUGGAGUGUCUUACAGACUGCAUGGGGAACCCUCAGAAGGAAGCAGGCCAGAGUUUCCCUUACCAAAUCGUUCCUUUCUUUAGCCAAAGAGCCCUUCCCAGAGACACCUCCAAACACAGACAGCAUGAUGGCCCUCCGGUCCUUCCUCUCGGGGCAAUAAUGACAUCGUGAGUGAUGCCGUUCCAUUUGUCUUUCUCUUUCCCCCGUGUCCUGACUUUUCGUUGUUGCGUUGAUUUCAAAGCUGUGCUGGCCUUCUCAGAGAAGCAGAUUAGGAACCUAACGCUGCUGCUGUGGGGGGACUGGGGACACCCGGCGAGUCUGUGAGCUUAGCUGAGCUCGCGUCACCCCGGGCCUGACCGGGCAGGCCUGCCGGGAAGCUCAGCUGCGUUUGGGGUUUGCAUGGCGCCGGAGCCGGGCUUCCAGUACUUCUCCGCUUUGAUGCCUUUGGACUCUCAUUUCUAAUCGCCACAGACUAGUCCGUAAAAUCUCAGCCGGCUAGAGAAUCGGAGAUGGUGACAUGACACUUAGUUGCAACAGAGACUUUCAGAGACCAUUGCACCUCUGUCACUAGCAUCAUCACCCCCACCACCCCCACCCCCUGCAGAGGCUUCUCACACGGUGCCUGCUCUUCCCUUCACACCCCGUUGGCACGGAUGGGACUCUCCAUAGGGCAUGCUCUCCGAAUACCUGUCCCAGAGGGGCCCUCCUGAGUGCCCCCAACUCAACUCCCACAAGCCUCUCAGAGCCCCGAAUCUCAAGAGUAUUAGAUCGACGGUCUCAUUUCUUCUCAAAACCCGCAGCGUCCCUCACCGAAAACCCAACAUUGGUUGGAUCCUUCAGUGCUCCAGGCCCAGGCCAAGCCCUGGGAGGUGGCCUCAUGGUGCCCUCAGGGCCACCCCAUGUGCGAUGCCCCCGUUACUGGUGGGGGGUUGGUGAGGAAGCUGAUGUUCUAACAAAAGGAAAAGCAGUAAAUAAAAAUAAGAAAAGAAAAUCUAAUAGUGGUCUGAAAUUGCCACAUUUCUAAUGACAUUUUUGUUGAAGUCUUGGCUGAGAUAGGAGUUUUAAUUAGCAGCCUCAUAUUUCUGACCAACCAUUUAGUGGUACUCCCCUCGAUUGUGUGCCGAACACUGUGCUCAACACUGCUCAUCAGUGAGCUUGUUUGCCCGGGUCUUCAGAAAAACUGCGAAAUCAGCAACAGUCACCCCGUCACAGAGGAGUCAGCUGCAGGUCACCCAGCGAGGGUGGAGCGGGCCUUGAACCCAGGUCUGAGCCGCUAGCCUCGGUGUCUCCCGUGUUUAAACGCAAAGGGAGGCCUUGAGAUGUCCCCGCGCCGUUGCUCACCACGCGUGGGACUCGGCAGCAGGUCUGCAUGGAGAGGGAGCCCCAAAUUGGAGGCGAGCGGAGGGGCAGCAGUAGCUUGACUUUUAGAGAAAACUGUAGGGGUGUUUCUUUCGAUUCAUAAUAGAAUUUGUUUUAGGUCCCUUUCCAGUGUACCAGCUAGUCUUAGUACCGCUGCCACCACAAACUCAUGAGAGUGAAAAGGAAAAAAAGUGUUCUUUCCCUCUUUAAAAAAAACACAUUUUUUUUCUUGCUUAUAGUUAAUUCUAGAAAGACAAUACUAAAGGUAUAAAAAAAAAAAAAGUGCUGAUUUUGACUGCACUGAUAAACAUCAUGACAAGUCUGCUCUCGUAACCGACCCACGCUUCAGCUCUGGGUAGAACCAGGGGUGGGGUCACACCAAAUUUGUAAAUACCAUGUAUGGGGCUGGUGUCCUGGAACUUUUUUCUUUUUUAAAAAAAAAAAAAAAAUAGGAGGAGAAAGAUGAUUUUUAGAAAGAGGAGCAAAAUAAAGUUUUAUCUGAGACAGUCUUCUCAGAGUUGGUGGAGAGCAGCGGUGUGGAAACUGAGGGGAGAGUCUCUCGCCGGCGUCCGAGACUGUGUAUUUCGGUUGAAAGGUGACAGUUUAGAAGUACCUUGGGACUCGGUGUUUAAUUUUUUAGAAAAUUCUUAUUUGUUAUGAAACAUCUCCUCAGUUGUUUUGGGUGGGAGUUUUUUGUUUGUUUCUUUUUUAUUUUAAAAACUUCUCUAUUGGCUGGCUCCAGGCUUGUCUGCCUAAACUCUUGGGUAGUUUACACAAGUUCUGGAGUGUUCCAAAACUUGAACUCUAUUGAAAGCAAACCCAGCUCGUUGGAAGUAGAUCCUGGUUGGUUUCGGUAGGCGUGCUGGAAUUCUGACGGAGCACCUAAAGGUUCUUCUGAAGAAGGUUUAGCUACAUUAUCUUACACAAACUGUGACCUAAUGGCAAUAAUACCUCAAAUGUGGCAUUCGUCCCAGAUGUAGCCUCUUUUGAAGUCAUGUAGCCGGCCUGCUCCUGGGAUUUAGAAGACUGUGAACUCUGUGGGCUUGAGUGAAUUCCGAAAAUAGCUGGUCUUCACGACGAAAAUUAAACCGAGGAAGAGCUGACUCUCUGUCUGUUGUGAUCAAAUGUGAUGUCCCAAUGCACAUGUUCAGUCCUCACGUUCUUAGCUACUGUAACGCGCUGUUCGCCUCCUAAGGCAGCGAUCGAGUCACAUUUUAAAUGUGUACAUUCAAUAACUGACCGUGGAUGCUGAAGCAUUUUUCUGGCUACAUUUUAUAGUGAAAGUGUUUUAUAGUUUACAUUUAAACUGGUACUUUAAAAAAAAACAAAAAACAUUUCUGUUUAUAACUGACAUCUUCAGACCCUGGUGAGCACCCCCCAAGGCAGGGUCCCACCCAUACUGUUGUGUUAUGUAGCACCACCCUUCGCUUAUGGUUUCCAUGGGAACGAGACAGAUGUGGAAGGGUUUCCAGGUUAGGUCCACAGCCUGGGCCAGAUGCGAAGACCUCGUGUGCCGUGUAUCCACCCUUCAAGGCCUUGACAUCUCAGAAGAGGCAGAGAGAACAGACGCCUGGUUCAUUGACUUUGUCUUGAUUUGAAUGUUUAACUUACCGAUGAUCCACUGACCUCCAUUGACCAGGCAGUAGGAGACACUGGGAUCCAGGGAGCCCUGAAGUUCUGCUGCUGUAUCCGGGCCCCCUGGCGGCAUCCUGCUGGGGCUUUCCGCGGGGGUCGUCCACCCAUCCCUCCGCCUGUGCUCAUUGGCUACGUUCACCCUAUCUGCUGUCAUCCUGUCCUUCUCUCCAUGGACACUAAAUACAUGCAAAAGGAUGUGUCUGUUCAACGUAGAUUUGAGGCCUAGGUCAGUGGGAGGGGGGCCUGGGUCCUUCCUAGUGGUUGUGAGUCCGCUGAGCAGGAGGGCUGGGGACUGAGGGCCGUGGGGCCGCCGAGGCCCGUUGAAGGAGCGGUCAGAACUGAAGGCGAGAGACUCAGAGCCAGGCCCGGGUCCUGCGGGUGUCGCUGUGUGAGGAGGACCCGCUGUGAACUAAAGGGCAUUCCUUUAGCAGAGGAGACCUUGGGACCUGUUUGUGGUUUUGUUUUUAAAACGCAUCUGCUUUUUCCCUGUGAACUCUGUCGACAGCACGUUCCUAUUUCAGGUUUCUGUUAGAAAUCUUAUUGUGAGGUAUUUGUCAUCUCACCCCUUCUGCUUACACCCCCGCUCUCCUCCGAUGGGCUCUCCCUUUGCUUUACUUAAGCAGAUGAGUUUUCCACCAUUGUCUUUGGGUCUUAACCCUAUUUUUUAAAACUAGAGGUAUGGAAAUUGGCUUUUUUAAGUAAGUAUCCUGUGUCUGAAAAAGGGCUCUGCCAUUGCUUGCUAGUUUCCUUUCAACCAGUCACCACACGAGCCUCCCCACUCGGCCUCGCCCCGCGUGGUGUCCCGUCACUGUCCCCGGGCCCCGCCGGCCUCCGCCCUGCUGGGGCCGCAGCCCCGCGGCCAGGCACCCUGCCCCCGGAAGCUCUCAGGAGCCGGCACGAAGGGCCCACGCAGCCUUGUGAGGGGUGGUCUCGCCUCCCAGUUGGUCGCCUGCUUGGUCGAAGGAGCAGUGGACUUAUCAUUAUUUUAAUAGUUUGGCUCAGGUUAUGAGGACUUGGGAAGGGAAAAGUGGUUUGACCACGCCCAUUCUUUGUAGCUUUCCGUGACUUCUGAAUGGAACAUAGUGUCCCUACCCCCUGCCCCGCCCUUCCCAGCAGGCAUCCCUGUUGGCGAUGCCUCCACAUGGCAUGGUUUCUCCCCACCCCCACCCCCACCCCCACUCGCCUCCCUCGUGUUACCGCUCAUUUCUUCGUGGCUUUCCCAGAGCACAAUCAUUUCUCCCCCCAAAGCAACUGCUCAUCCUCUGUGCGCAUCCUUUUAACCAAAUGAAGUAGACCAGGAAGGCAUCCUUUGGGGCACCAGAAUUUCUAGUUUAGUAGAGAAUCACUGUGUAGAUAGAGAGGUGGGUAUGUAUGUUUGUGGGAAUAUGUGUAUAUAUAUAUAUACAUCAAACCAAAUGGCGGGUAGGAGAAGCAUAGCUUUACGGAGGAGGAGGAGGAGACGGUGGAGGAGGAGCUUUUAGAAGUUGGAUUCGGCCCCGGGCUGCACUGGCCACACCUGGGCCGGGGGCUCGCCGAGUGGGGGCAGGUGCCCCGAGCGCCGCUGCUCUCUGGGUCCCCAGCGUCAAGGGCAGAGGUGAGCGAGGGAGGCAACGAGUCACAAUGACUGGAAUUUUCCAUCUCGAUUUGCUUUGACCACAUAUAUUGAGCUGCCGUCUCUGGUGUUAUAUCACGUUUCCAAAAAUGGUAUCCAUUAGGGUGGAAAGAGAACGGAUCUGUAGAAACGUUUACCUUCCAACUGCCCGUGAACUUAGGACACUCUGGACGGAAGGAAGGCUCACGCCCCAGAAUGAGAACAGGGGAGAGGAGACCAGGUGACGCUCGGUCACCAGUCCAAGGGAUGUCGCUCCCUCCCCGAGGUCAGCUGGUCUAGAUCUUUCUCUUCCAGGUCAUCUCAGCUCAAUAACCCUGUGGAAGCCCUGGUCUGUUGUGUUCCUUCACUGUACUGUUUCUGUAAUGAAAAGUGUUAAUCCACGUUAAUCUUUGUGAAAAUUAUUGCGUGCAACAGUAUUUUCUCGUGUACCUCUUUUUCCUAUGUGAAUUGUCCCGCUUCUCUUUUUUAUUUAUAAAUGUCUACUUUUUUAAAAAGACAAACCAAUGUGUCGUAGACCUCUAUGUAACCUACUCCUUAGUCUCAUAUUAUAGGUAUGUUAUAAGAAUGGAUAUUUUACUUGGCUUUAGAAUGUUUUACAAGAAAAAUAAUUCUUAACUGAUCAAGUCCUUGCUACUAAAAUGCUUGUGUUUUUUCAUCAUGACGUCGUGUGCUUCUAAAUUAAUAAUCAUUUUCGUUGUAGAAAAAUGGAGUGAAUUUAUAUUAGUCUUGGAAACUAAUAAUAGCAUUGUAAAUUUAUGAGAUGAUUUUAACAGAAAAAAAAAUUAUAGAAGAAUAUAGUUAUUUUAAUUGUAAUAUUACUAACUGUAGGGUGAGAAGGGGGUCCCGUGUGGUGAACUAUGUUAUAGCUUGUUACUCACAGUUUCUUUUUGAUCAUUUUUUCGGUCUCUGAGGUGAAACGAGUUAUUAAUUAAAAUUUGUAAACUCACAUAUGCAUAUUGUAUAUGUGUAGCGAUGUAAUCACACUUUGUCUUGGAAUUACAUUAAACUGUUUGGAAUCACUGUC